AAAAAAAAUAUUUGAAAAAAAAAAAAAAAAACCUGCGCCUCUGUCUCCUUUCUCUUCCAGCCUUUAAAACUUUCAGACAAAUUCCAGUUCGGUCUGGUCCAGUCCAGUGCAUGUAAAUACAGUUAGGGUUUUUGUUACUCUCUCUCUGUUGUAAUAUUAUUUAGUAAAGUUAAAUUUAGCACCGACAAGAUAAGGCAACAGCAAUGAUUCAUCAUCGAGUGAAGUUAUUGAGUCGACUCACUUUGAUUCAGGCUCUAAUGGCUGUCUUUAUUCUUUACCUUCUAUUCAUGACCCUUCAAGUCCCUCUCGUUCUCAAAACCGCCCUUCUUUACGCUUCUGACGGCUCUCUCAGCGAUGCCUUACCCAGGCCUCUAUAUUUGGCGGAUUCUGUUCGGGUCGAACCGAGAAGGAUAAUGAGAGAGACCCGAGCAGUCUCGGGUCUUUUCUUCAACGACACCGUCUUCGAUGCCAUUGAAACUGCCACUGACGAGUUCUCUGUGCUCCACAAGGCUGCAAGACAGGCGUGGGUUGUUGGUAAGAAACUAUGGGAAGAGGUGGAGUCGGGUAAAAUCCGACCCGACUUGAAUAAAGGCAACACCACUGAACAAAAGUGUCCAAACUCGAUUGUUUUAUCGGAGUCCGAGUUCGGGGCUCGGAACUGGAUCGUGGAGCUGCCGUGCGGGUUGACAUUAGGGUCCCACAUAACGGUGGUGGGGAAGCCAAGGUGGGCUCACCCGGAGCGAGACCCGAAAAUAGCUUUGGUGAAGGAAGGGGAGGAGGCAGUGAUGGUGUCACAGUUCAUGAUGGAGCUUCAGGGAUUGAAGACCGUUGAUGGAGAGGACCCACCUAGGAUUUUGCAUUUCAAUCCCAGAUUGAAAGGUGAUUGGAGUGGGAAACCAGUGAUAGAGCAGAAUACUUGUUAUCGGAUGCAGUGGGGCAACGCUUUGAGGUGUGAGGGCUGGAGUUCUAGAGCUGAUGAGGAAACUGUUGAUGGACUGGUGAAAUGUGAGAAGUGGCUUCGUGAUGAUGAUAGUAGCUCAGAAGAUUCUAAGGCGACCUGGUGGUUGAACAGGCUGAUAGGGUGGAAAAAGAAGAUGUCAUACAACUGGCCCUAUCCUUUUGUAGAGGGCAAAUUGUUUGUUCUUACACUGAGUGCUGGCUUGGAAGGUUAUCACAUCAAUGUUGAUGGGAGACAUAUCACUUCUUUUCCAUAUCGCACUGGAUUUGUUCUUGAGGAUGCCACUGGACUAUAUUUGAAUGGGGAUGUUGAUGUACAGUCUGUAUUUGCUGCUUCUCUACCUGCUUCACAUCCAAGCUUUGCUCCACAGCAGCAUCUUGAGAUGUUUAAAAAGUGGCAAGCACCUCCUCUUCCUAAUGACCAAGCAGAGCUCUUCAUUGGUGUCCUCUCUGCUGGCAACCAUUUUGCUGAGCGGAUGGCUGUGAGGAAAACCUGGAUGCAGCAUGAGUUGAUAAGAUCUUCAAAAAUUGUUGCUCGGUUUUUUGUAGCAUUGAAUGGAAGAAAGGAAAUAAACGUGGACCUAAAAAAAGAAGCAGAGUAUUUUGGUGAUAUUGUUAUUGUUCCUUACAUGGAUAACUAUGAACUUGUUGUCUUGAAGACUGUUGCUAUCUGUGAAUAUGGGGUCCGUACAGUGGAUGCAAAGUAUAUCAUGAAGUGUGAUGAUGAUACUUUUGUUAGAGUGGAUGCCAUGAUCAAGGAAGCGAAGAAAGUGCGGGGAGAUGGGAGCCUAUACAUUGGAAACAUUAACUACUACCACAAGCCCUUGCGUAAUGGUAAAUGGGCUGUGACGUAUGAGGAAUGGCCAGAAGAAGAGUAUCCACCCUAUGCAAAUGGUCCAGGCUACAUCAUUUCAUGUGACGUUGCGGAUUUUAUUGUAGCUGAGUUUGAGAGUCACAAGUUGAGAUUAUUUAAGAUGGAAGACGUGAGCAUGGGAAUGUGGGUGGAAAAGUUUAACAAUUCAAAACCCGUAGAAUAUAUCCACAGCUUGAAGUUUUGCCAGUUUGGAUGCAUUGAAGAUUAUUACACUGCUCAUUAUCAGUCGCCAAGGCAGAUGAUAUGCCUCUGGGACAAAUUAAAUCAAGGAAAAUCCCAGUGCUGCAAUAUGAGAUGAUUAUAAAUUUAUCAUGUCAGCAAUGAUUACAAUAUGAUAAACGCGAGGAACAGAUGAAAGCAACACAGAAGCAAGUUUUGCGGUGGUUGUACAUCUCUGUACAUAUUCAAAGGGACUUAAGUUAAGAUGUAGCAGGAUUCUGGAUUCUCAUGGAGUCCAUUCAUUAUAUUUUAAUUUCCCCUUUUCCCCUCUUGAUUGUUGCUCUAGAAUAGGUAUAGAGGGAUAUUUCUGUGGCUUGAAAAAGACAUGUCGAAGUUUUGUAUUCUGGAGAGGGAAACACUCAAAAGACUGAAGCAGAAAGAAUGCAAAUAUUCUCUUUAACUAA
This is a messenger RNA of Populus trichocarpa (black cottonwood), 2454 nucleotides long. RefSeq names its product hydroxyproline O-galactosyltransferase GALT6. Lineage: Eukaryota; Viridiplantae; Streptophyta; Magnoliopsida; Malpighiales; Salicaceae. The coding region runs from base 204 to 2129 and encodes 641 amino acids. The transcript is spliced from 7 exons. The record is from RefSeq and is a predicted model, not a curated record. Gene Ontology annotation, molecular function: carbohydrate binding; galactosyltransferase activity. Gene Ontology annotation, cellular component: Golgi membrane.